GGGGUCAGCAGGCUGGGGGCGAGAGUGCGGUUCUCACGAGGAGCGAGCGAGGCUCAGGGGAUGAGCAGACAAACCUCUGCUGCCUCUCAUUUCCAAAUUAGAUUUUAAGAAACUUUAAAGUUGUAAAAACCUCAUGGAUUUGGGCAAACUGAAUGUAUAUAAGUUUUUGAAGUUGGCACAAAAAUAGGAAAUGAGGCCUACUCUUUUCAGUUAACCUUUUCUGUAGCGUUUGGGAGUUUUUUGGACAAACGUUCCAUUGACUCUCAAAUUCAUUAAUUCUGUAUCUGUACUUAGAUUUUGAAUCUUGCAACUAAGUUUAGCCUCAUUCAGAGUAUUUUAUGAGCAUAAUUUAUUGUUUUAAAUUAAUUUUUUAGCUGAUAGCAGUUAGCACUUAAUAUGUAAGGUGAAUAAUUUAUUAAGUGUAGAAAUUUGUUAACCUAAUCGGUUUUUACUUAAAUGUACCAAAGAUUAUAGUAGGUAUUAAAAUAGUUAAAAAGAAUUUAAAUUCUUUGUUGUUUGAAUAAAUAUUUGUCCAAAGAAGCACAGUUGAAGUCCUAGGCUUACGAAUUAAAAAAAAUUGUUAGUCUGAAUACUUAGAAUUAAAUGUUUGUGUUGAAAACACUCUGGGAAUAGUCAUACUGACAAAUUACAAGUAAGAAUACUCAGUUUUCCUCAGUUUAAUUAGUUGAAUGUUAUCUUUUCAGUGGACACUAUUAAAUGCAAAAUAAUAAGCUUAUUUUUUACACUACACUAUUAAAAUCAUUUGCCUUAGAAUUUUUUUUACAACAAGUUGAAGUUAUUUUUGUAAGAAACCCCGCCUAUAUUUUGCAGCCUAAAAUACCAUUUGAAGUUCGGGUUUGUUCUUCACGCCAGUGAGAGCUAGCCAGCUCUGGAGGUGGCGAUCUUCGCGUGCUUUUACGUAGUUCAGGUCAUUGCUAGGAGGGGGGGAGCAGCAAAACUAGGGCUUCAAACUGGUGCUGUGUUCAGUGACUUCCUUUUAAGUGACGUCAGGCCAUGAACUAGGUACACUACUAAUCUUCUGUCGACUUUUAAAGUGUCAAAGUGUCAUAGUGGAGUGACUAUAAACUGUUAGUUAAGGGCUAAUACGUAAUUAAAUGUCAUGCAUUGUUUUUCAUUCUGUAAUUGCAGACACAUUAAAGAGACAGCUGAACUGGUACGUUUGUAAGUUUGCGUUUCCUUUGAUCAUUCUGUCCCCCCCUCCGUGAAAAGCCAGGGUCGGAGCGUUGCUCGCGCACCGGGCGUGUUUUCCGGCCUGAAAGCUCUCUGCCUUUUCACUGUGUGGGAGUUGCUUCCUUCCAGUGGACUCUGCUGGCCAGACCUCGCCAGUUAACCGAUGAGCUUGACUUUGUCCUUGUUAUGGGUCUAACAUCCAUGCUAUGUCCCCUGCUGGUCAGAAAGCACUUUUUUUUUUUUAGGUUGCUUUAUGCUUAUGUAGGAAAAUAGGCACUAAGUACUUGUGUGAAUAUUUGUUUUUUGUGUUUGAUGUCUGCUUUGGCCCUUAUAGUCACUGUGAAGCCACUUCCGGGCCUGUCGCUACACGCUUCUUGGAGGAACCUAACAAAUAAAACGAAAUGAGUUGUGUGCCUGCCUCUCUGUCUCCUCCCCAACCGGCCGUUUAAAAGUAACCGCAGCUCUGCCCCGAACUGCCCCUGGCGCCAGUUUGCCGAAACCUGAAUGGGAGCUGAUGGUUUGUGUGCGUUUCCCCUGAAGAGCAGCAGCGUCCCACCAACGGGCGACCUGAGUUGAUCAGCUCAGGAGCAGCCAGGACUUUUAAAGUCACGUGAGGAUUCUCGAAGACUCAGUGCCACAUUGAAAAUGAGGGGAAAAGUAUAAGAAACAAGUCACGUUUCUAAAACUUUAAAGAGGAGGAUGGUAAAUGGUACUUGCUAUUGGAGUGAAUGAUGGGUAAUGUGAGAAUAAUUUUCACGUUAUUUUAACAGUGUUUAAGCCCACUCUGGCUUAGGUUCUCCACUUUCUUUUGCGCAUGCCUCUCGGUACAGCCUGUAGGGUUUUUUGGGGGAUCACCUUAUUUCCUCCAAAGUUAUUUCUACUUAAAGAUCCUUUUUUCCUGGGAUAUUGGCAUGCUCGCUGCACUUCCUCUUCGAAGUAGCAUGAAAAAGGAAAAAUAGGAUUAGGUGGUGUGGAAGAUGAGAGAAGGUUUUGGUAGAUGAAACACCUUUUUUGUUUGUUUGUUUGUUUACCCUCCAUGUGUCAACCUGCUUGUGUAUCGAUUGGUCUCAAGCCUAUGACUAUCGGAAAAUCCCCAAAGAAUUUAAAUUGAGCCUCUGCAGCCAUUACAUAAACAGAAAUGAAGAAUUAUAGUCACAGAAUAGAGGUUAUACAGAUAUGGACAUACUUCUUUUUUUUUUUUUUUUCUAAAUUGUUAGGUAAAGAAGUAUUUUCAGUGCUUGCAUUACCGUUGGAAAUUCUAGAACAUUUCUUGAAUGAAGCGCAUGCACCCUUCUCAUGGUUACUUAGCCUCUUUGCUUGGUGUUCCUGCUUGCACUAAUGUUGGUCUGCGUACUGUUGUAUAAUUACAGAACUUUCUUAUGCCUGUAGGUAGAACUGUUACAGUUGGUGGGCGGGGCUGCCAAGAAGUGAUUGCAGAGGUGGACACUGAGCUGCUCCGGGUCGCAGUCAAUGUUCCGAUGAAGGGGAUCUACAAUGUACAUUAAAGAGAAGAUGCUUUUAAACUUUUUAAACUUAGUUUCAGUCUUAAAUCAUACACUUUGUUUCUAAUCAUUAGGGACACGUGUCAAAGCAUUACAAAGAAAAACCUAAAAUAUCAAAACUCGUUAUUUCGUCAACUGUGUAUAAAGUCAUCCUGUGAGUUUUAUAGAUCCUUCGGCUGUCUUGUGUUUCUUAAGUACCAAUGUCUUUAUAGAAAAAUUCAUUCUCUGUGAAGACUAGGGGGUGUAUUGUAUAUUGAACUAGUUCUUUCUGUUAUUUUGAUAUUUAAAAAUAAAUAUAAAGUCUUUUGGUCCUCGUAAAGCACAUCUAGGUUUCGUUGAACACACUUUCGCAGCGUGGGGUGUGGAACUCUGCACGGCGGGCACGGGAUCCGAGCCGGUGGCACGCCAGAGCUUCUGGGGCGCAUUUAGGUACAGGUUGUUUCUCAUAAGCUCGAUGUUAUUCUGAAGUGUUUUGCAUAUUGAAUGUAUUAACCCUUACAUGAUUUAAUGGUUUGAAGUGGCCAAUUAAUAUAAAUUUAAAUACUAAUAGUGACUCGUAAACAAAACACACUACACUCUGUUGAACGGAGACAAAUGUGUCUGUGAUGGAAGCCCCUGAGGGCUUGUGUUUGCCAUGUUAAAUCGGUCAAUGAUCACGGUAUGAAAUAAUGUAAAUUGUUUUUGAGAGUUACAAUUCAUAUUAACAUUUUUUCUUAAAGAAACCACGUAGUAGCAUUCUCACUGUACAUCAAUGUCAACGGAUUAAAAAGAAGCCCUCUGUAAUGAUUUUUUAAAAACAUUGUUCUCCUAACGGGAUUUGACUUAAGGCCACAUUGGGUGUUAGUGAAUAUAAUUUACUUUCUCAUCUUCCUCAUUGUUUUUCCCCUCGGACUUUAUUCCCCCUGUGUAUGUUGUAUAGUCAUACCCACAUCACGUGUAGUUUUAAAGUUUCCUGCUGUGUUCAGGGGCGGGUGGUCUACCUGGAGGGCGAGAUGAGAGCCAAACCACCUGGGUACGGAUCCUGGCUCUGCCUCUUCACCGCCCCAAAGGCUCAUCUCUAAAAUACAGGCGAUGGGUGCCGCCUCUCAGGCUUGAGAUACACACGGCAAGGGCUGCAGUCAGUACUAGUAGGUACCUACAAUUAAAAUAAGAUCAAGGAGUUAUUUGUCCAGGCACUGCCUGUCAACACCAUCAGUUGUGAAUUAUUGUGAAUCUCAGGUUGCGUCUAGUUUCUGCUCCCAGGAUCUCUAGGUAAGAGCCAGCAAACACAAUGCAGUGUACUGAUGAUGAAUCAUAGAAUCGUACCCUUGAAACCUGUAUAUUAUUAGCCAAUGUCACCCCAAUACAUGAAAAAAAGAACACGCAAACUUACUGCCCCCUGCUGUGGUCACUCACUGAAAUAAUCACGUUCACACACACUAUACACUUAAUUGUUUUCUUUUUCCGCCCACUGGGCCCAGGAACCGCGAAAGGAGAGCUAAGGAAUAGAAUUCUUGGUGGGGUACAUUGGAAGGGAGCAUGGCUGAAACCAUUAUUUGCCUCCUUAACGGUUUUGCCUAAGGCUGCCCCUGGCACCUUCAUUAUGGAAAUGGUGUAACUCUUUUCCCCUCCACACCUCUUUUCAAAUCCAAAAGGCGGGGUUCAAUUCUAAGCCACGAGUGUCGCAAAGACCCCGCCUAGGUUUUCGGCUCCGGCUCCGCAGACAGCCAGAGGCCACCGAGCAAUCAUUUAAAUGAAGCGCUGCCGCCUCAUUGGCCCGGCGCUGCUGCUCACCGAUUGGCCCUCGAACAGGCUCAGGGGCGUGGCUGCUCGCUGAUUGGCUCAGUGCAGGCGUGGGGCGGUGCUGCGAGUGUCCAUUGGUGGAGGAGGGAAGUUUAAGCUGCGGUGGGGUCCAUACCCGAGACACCCCUGUUGUGGCGAGUUUGUGGGGUCGUUUCGUUUUCUCUGGGGUGCGGACGCCUGGGAGAAGGAGAGGUGACUCCGCUGCGGAGCCGGCUGCGGCCGUCGGACUGCCAUGACGACGCGGCGAGGCUGCCGGGACGCGAGUCCCCCGGAGCGGAAGCCGCCGGCGGGACUGCGGGGGUCCCCGCCGGUGCUGACCCUCAGCCACUUCUGCCCCAGGCCGUUUCUGUGCUUCGGGGACGUGCGCCUGGGCGCCUCGAGGACGCUGCCGCUGGCUCUGCUCAACCCCAACGCCGAGGCGGCCGCCGUGACGCUGCCGCGCUGUCCCGCCGCCGCCCAGGGCUUCGGGGUCCGGCCGCGCGCCUUGGAGCUGCAGCCGAAGGAAAAAAAUGUUAUUUCUGUUACCUGGACACCAGUAAAAGAAGGCCGAGUAAGAGAGAUUCUGACAUUUCAUGUAAAUGGCAUUGUGAAGCAUGAAGUGAUAUUAUUAGGGAAUGCAGAAGAGCCAAAAAAGAAAAAGAGGAGUCUUUGGGAUACCAUCAAUAAGAAAAAAGUUUCGGCCCCUUCAAAUCGUAAGAGGAGGAUUUCAAAUAUUCAAAAUGUUAAUCAAACGUUCAGUGUUUCCCAAAAAGUGGACAGAGUUAGGAGCCCACUGCAGGCUUGUGAAAACCUGGGCAGGAAAGGAGGCUGCUCUCCAGCAGAAAACAGUUCUUUGGUCCUCGAAGAGAGUAAAAUACCCAUCUCACCGAUCAGCCCCACUUUCAAAGGGCACCGUGGGGAGCCCUGCUUGCCCCUGUGUGUCCGUCGGUCCACCACCUACACGUCUCUUCAUGCCCCUGAAAACGGGGAGCUGUGGAAAUUAGAAGAGGCCAACAUUUCCAAAGAUUUUAAUGAGAAAGCCCUAACUGAAACUUCCUUUAGCUCCGUAAACAGCAACGGCCAAGUUGAAGAGGGCGGUCCACUUAUUCUCACCGCGAACUGUCCUUCCACUUUGAACGUCACACAGAGCCACGGAAGUUUUCUAAGUCCAGAUUCUUUUCUAAAGAAUAGCCACGCAGCUGGUCAUGAACUACAAGUGCCAUGUGUUUCGCCAGACACAUUUCUGAAAGACAACACAAGGCCCGUGCAUUUGGAAUCCAAAACUGGGCAGGAAGCGUACCGGACAAUUCUGAGUCCAGAUUCUUUCCUAAAGGACAAUUAUGGGCUAAGUCAGGGGGUGGGGCCGGAACCAGUGACUCCAGUUCUGCCCCCAGGUCGAUUUGUGAAAGGUGAUAUAACACAUAGAUGUAGCUCUCAACCAACGUGUCAGUUAUCACCACUACUAAACGGAGAUUCUCAGGCCUCAGCGUCUCCUCAAGUGCAGAGAAAAAAUGAAGUUUUACUGUAUAUUCCUGAAAGCCAGGGUUCAAACUCUCCAGAAACUAUUUUUGAAGAACCUAAAUCUUCAGAAAUGAACCCAAAUUGUGACAGUUUGACAAAACGCAGUCAGCCUCGGCUUUCUGCAGUUCGGGGUAUUUCUGGUCACAGUCACAAUACGCAGCCCAAGAGACGCCCGAUCCUUUCUGCGACUGUUACCAAGCUGAAGCCCCCCGGUCCCAGAGAAAACAAAACCCAGACCCGCCAGCCGAAGGCGAGGCGGUGUCUCCCCAGUGCCGAAGGUGGAGGUGAGAAAGUAACCGAUAACGUAGCGGAGGAAGGUGCCUUUCAUUCUUAUCUCCCAGUUAUAGAUUCAGUAGUAAGUGGCUCUACGAGUUGCACAAAUAUGAUAGAUCCUUCCUCAAAGGCAGCGUCGGCUGCUCGCAAAAGAAAGAGCGAGGGAAACCAGGAGGAGGCACGCGUGCCCGUCAGGGCUGCAGAACACACCGAGGCACCGGCCACCCACAGGAUCCAUUUUUCUCCCUGGGAGCCGACAUCAGCUGCUAAAAAGACAAGAAGGGCGAUCACACCCGUCUCCAAACAGAGCAGCGGCCGAGAGAAGCUACACCCGAGGAAGAGAACUGAUUCUUCGGCACACAAAACCCCUAAUUCUAAAACAAACAGGAGGACAAAACGUGUUGUUCCGGUGGCACAGUCUACUCUGACCUUCAUAAAACCAUUGAAAACAGGCAUCCCUCGACACCCGAUGCCGUUCGCCGCGAGGAACAUGUUUUACGACGAGCGCUGGAAGGAGAAGCAGCAGCAGGGGUUCACGUGGUGGCUGAACUUCGUGCUGACCCCCGACGACCUCACCGUGAGGACCAGCGUCUCCGAAGUAAACGCCGCGGCUCUGCUCCUGGGGGCGGAGAGCCAGCAUAAACUGAGCGUGCCCCGGGCUCCCACCAAGGACGAGAUGUCGCUCAGGGCUUACACGGCCCGGUGCCGGCUGAACAGGCUACGCCGCGCCGCGUGCCGCCUGUUUACAUCGGAAGCGAUGGUGCGAGCCAUCAGGAGGCUGGAGGUGGAAAUCGAAGCCAGGCGGCUGGCCGUCCGCAGAGACAGGCACCUCUGGAAGGAUGUGGGAGAACGGCAGAAGGUGCUGAGCUGGCUGCUGUCGUACAACCCUUUGUGGCUGCGGAUCGGCCUCGAGACGGUGUUCGGAGAGCUCAUAGCUCUGGAAGACAACAGCGACAUCACGGGGAUGGCCGUGUUCAUUCUGGGCCGCCUGCUGUGGAACCCGGACAUAGCCGCUGAGUACAGACACCCCUCCGUGCCUCACCUGUACCGGGACGGUCACGAAGAGGCUUUGUCUCAGUUCACACUGAAAAAGCUGCUGCUGCUGGUGUGUUUCCUGGAUUACGCUAAAGUCUCCAGACUCAUCGAUCACGACCCCUGUCUGUUCUGCAAAGACGCCGAGUUCAAGGCGAGCAAAGACCUCCUGCUGGCGUUUUCCCGAGACUUCCUGAGCGGCGAGGGCGACCUUUCCCGCCAUCUCGGCUGGCUGGGGCUCCCCGUCAGCCACGUCCAGACGCCGUUCGACGAGUUUGACUUUGCCGUCACUAACCUCGCCGUGGACCUGCAGUGCGGGGUGCGCCUCGUGAGAGCCGUGGAGCUGCUCACGCAGAACUGGGACCUCUCCAAGAGACUCCGGGUCCCUGCAAUCAGCCGCCUGCAGAAGCUGCACAACGUGGAGCUGGCCCUGCAGGCCCUGCGGGCCCGAGGCGUGCAGCUGCAGGACGAGCACGGGAGUGCGAUCCUGGCCAAGGAUAUCGUGGACAGGCACCGAGAAAAAACCCUCGCGCUGCUUUGGAAAAUUGCGUUGGCUUUCCAGGUGGACAUUUCUCUUAAUCUACAUCAGCUAAGGGAAGAAAUCGACUUUCUAAGGCACACGUGGCGCCUGAAGAAGACAGCGUCCACCCUCUCGAGCCGCCAGGACGCCACCCGCGGCGCGCAGGCGGACCCGAGGCCCUGCGGACCCCCCGCACCGCAGAGCGAGCGCGUCGGGCUGCUGCUGGAGUGGGUGAACGCCGUCUGUGCCUUCUACCGCAAGAGCGUGGAGAACUUCACCGUGUCCUUCUCAGACGGCCGUGUGCUGUGUUACCUGAUCCACCACUACCACCCUGGCUACGUGCCUUUCGACGCCAUCUGCCAGCGGACCACUCAGACGGUGGAGUGCACGCAGACGGGCUCGGUGGUCCUGAACUCGUCCUCUGAGUCCGAGGAGAGCUGCCUGGACGUGUUCCUCGAAGCGCCUGACCCAGAGGGCGCCGCAGAAGUGCACAGGGAACUCCUGGAGAACGAGAAGAAGAACUUCCAGCUGCUCGGGGCUGCCGUCCGGGACCUGGGGGGCGUGCCCGCCAUGCUGCGCCACGCCGACAUGUCCAACACCAUCCCCGACGAGAAGGUGGUCAUCACCUUCCUGUCGUUCCUCUGCGCGAGGCUCCUGGAUCUCCGCAGGGAAACCAGGGCCGCGCGGCUCAUCCAGACGGCGUGGAGGGAGCACAAGCUGAGGUCCGACCGGCGGCGCCUCCAGGAGAGAGACAGAGCUGCGAGAGUCAUCCAGUCAGCUGCAGCCCGUUUUCUGGCCAGGCGACGGCUGCAGAAGGCGGCCGGCGCGGCGCGGGUCAUCCAGAAGCACUGGCGGAGGCUCUUGCGGCAGAGAGAGCUGCUGAUGCUCAGGAAGCAGCUGGACAAGAUUCGGAAUGAGUCGGCGCUGGCUAUCCAGAAACAUUGGAGAAGGUAUUCCACUAGGAAGAAGUUUCUGAAACUGAAACAUUACUCAAUCAUCCUGCAGUCCCGGAUAAGAAUGAAAAUGGCUGUGUGCUUCUUACAAACGGUGGCGUGGGCGGCCGUCACCAUCCAGCGCCGGUGGCGUGCGUGCGUCCGCGGAAGACGGGACCCGAGGUACCGGACGCUCCGGGCCUCCUGCCUGGUGAUCCAGGCUGCGUUCAGGAGAUGGCGGCGCCGCAGGACGCGCCUGCGGCUGGAAGCCGCGGUCACGCUGCAGCGGGCCUUCAGGCAGUGGCGCGCCGGGAGACGCGCGGAGGAGGAGAAGUCCGCUACCGCCAUCCAGUCGUGGUUCAGGAUGCACAGGGAGCGGCGGAGAUACUCUCGCACCCGAUCUUGCGUGCUCACCAUAGCCGCGUUUCGGCGCUUUCAAGCCCAGAGGGCAUAUAUAAGGCAGAGGGAGGCCAUCCGGACCAUCCAGACCCGCUGGCGCGCACACCUGCAGGCAAAGGUGGCCCGCACCCAGUACCUGCGGAAAGUGGCCGCGGCCGGCCUCAUCCAGGCUGCGUUCAGGGCGGUGCGAGCCCGGCGCCUGCGCAGACGGGACUGGGCUGCCCGUGUGCUCCAGUCGCACUGGAGGAUGAGACGGGAGAGGCUGCGGUUCCUGGCCCUCAGGAGAACGGCCGUCACGCUGCAGGCGCACGUGAGAAGGCAUCAGCAGUCGCAGAGGUACAGGAAGAUGCGGCAAGCCGCCCUCGUCAUUCAGACGCGUUUCCGAGCGCACGUCGCUGCCCGGACAGCCCAGGCGUCCUACCAGAGGACACGUUCCGCCACGAUUGUCCUGCAGGCUGCGUGCAGGGCGUGGCGGGCCAGGAAGACGGUCCGUCACGCCCUCACUUGCGUCGUAAGGAUUCAGUCGUGUUACCGAGGUCGCGUCUGCAGAAUACGCUUCCUGAGCCUGAGGCACGCCACGGUGAAGUUCCAGUCCAUUGUCAGGAUGCAACAGGCCCGUGCACGGUACCUGCAGUUGAGGGCGGCCGCGGUGUUUGUCCAGCAGAGGUACGGUUUCCUGCGAGCGGCCGCGCGACGGCGAGAGCUCAGGCGGGUGCUGCAGGCCUGUGUCAGGCUGCAGGCUGGGCUCGCGGGCACCUGGUGCGGCGGCAGGCGCGGCUGCGAGGGCGGCGGCCACUUCCCUGCAGGGCCCACUUCAGGAUGCUCCGGCAGCGGGAGGCGCUGCGUGCGCAGAGAGCCGCCACCUGCCUGCAGGCUGCGUUCAGAGGCCACCGCGUGCGCCGACUCCUGCGCCGGCGGGCCCGGCUGCACUGACCAUCCAGAGUGCCCUCCGGGGCCACAGGGAGCGGGCACCUACCGGCGUGUGCUGCAGUCCGCCGUCCGGAUCCAGAGGUGGCGGCGUGGAGGGGCCUCGCAGCGCGGAGGCAGGUCCGGAGGCAGCAACCAGUGUGCCGUGCUCAUCCAGUCCUGCUACCGCAUGCACGAGCAGCGCCGCAGGUGGGUGGCCGUGAGAAAGGCCGCCCGUCUGAUUCAGACGUGGGUACCGGGCCUGCUGCCGGGCCAGGGGGCAGCGGCUUUCGUAUUUGAAGACCCGGGCGGCCGUCCUGGUGCUGCAGUCGGCUUACCGCCGGCAGCGGGAGAGGAAGAGGAGAGCAGAGGCGCGCAUGUAGGCUGCGAGCACCAUCCAGGCCGGGUACAGAGCCUACAGAGCCAGGAGGCACCGGGCCUGCAGCUGUCGCCAUUCAGAGGUGGUACCGCAGUGCCCGAGUCGCACGCCGCCAGCGCGAGGCAGCAGCGGCUGUCGUCAUCCAAGUCCGAUACAGGGCCUGUCGUCGAGGCAGAGCUCAGCGUGCACAGUACUUGGCGGUUCUGCAAGCCGUGGGCAUUCUCCAGGCGAGUUUCCGGGGAGCGAGGGUUUCGGUGGAGCCUCAGAAAGAUGCAGGCUGCCGCGGUGGUCGUCCAGUCGCACUACCGGAGGCACCGGGAGCAGGCGCGCUUCAGGAGGGUGAAGGCGGCCACGGAAGCAGUGCAGCGCCGGUUCCGGGCUCUGAAGGCGGGGGAGGAGCAGUUGCGCAGGUACAGGCGGCUGAGGUGUGCCGCGGUCCUCCUUCAGGCUGUGUUCCGGGGCGUGAGGGCCAGGAGGCGUAUCUCAGAAGAGAGAGCCAGUGUUCAGCUGCUUCGCUUUGCAGCAGCUGCGCACCACCACCUGAGCGCGCUCAGGAUCCAGAGAGCCUACCGACGUCACCUGGCUGUGGAGAAAGCCAGAAGUCGUCUUCAUGCGGCCAUCCGCAUUCAGAGAUGGUUUCGAGCCAGGUUACAGCUGAGGCGGCGGACGCAGAAAUGUCGCAGCGUCGCAAACGCAAACCGCGAAGCGGAAGACCACCAGAGGCGGCGGGCGGCGGCGGUGAUCCGGGCCGUGCGCCGCUUCCUCCGCCGCAGAGAGCAGGAGAGGGUCAGGAACGGGGUCGUUCAGAUGCAGGCUCUGAAUCGCGGUGUCUGGCCUCGCGCGCUGUGGAGGGGCUACUCCUGGAGGAAGAAGAACGACUGUGCCAAGAUCAGAGCCGUGCGCAGAAGCCUCCAGGCGGCGAACGCGGAGGCCCGGGAAGAAAACCGGCUGUCCCGGAGGGCCGCCCUCGCGCUGCACCUGCUGACGUACAGGCACCUGUCGGCCGUCCUGGAGGCUCUGAAGCACCUGGAGGCCGUCACCAGGCUGUCCCCGGUCUGCUGCGAGAGCGUGGCCCGGAGCGGGGGCGUCGCGAAGGUGCUGGCCCUGAUCCGGAGCUGCAACCGCAGCGUCCCCUGCAUGGAGGUGGUCAGCUACGCCGUGCAGGUCCUGCUCAACGUGGCCAAGUACGAGAAGACGACGCCAGCCGUCUGCGGGGUGGAGGCUUGCGUGGACACGCUGCUGGAGCUCCUGCAGAUGUACCGGGAGAAGCCCGGCGACAAGGUCGCGGACAAGAGCAGAAGCAUUUUCAGUAGAACUUGCUGCCUGUUGGUGGUCCUACUGAAGGCCACAGGCCACGCCUCUGAUGUGUGGAACAGGCCCAAAGUCGUGGACUGUGUGUGUAGCAUCUACAGACUCACGGCCCGUAAGCACGGGGUGAGCAGAGAAAGAACACCUUGUGGACACAAUAAGAACGCUUCGAGAAGCACCCCCGGAGCACCUGUGAGAAGCAGGGCAGUUCCCAGGCUGCAGCCAGACUGGGUUUGGCGGGACAACGGCGUGGCAGAAGUCACGGCCCCCCUGCAGGCCAUCCAGAUGCUGAUGGACGCGCUGGGCGUGCCCUGCUAGCAGG
Molecule: messenger RNA, 12046 nt
Organism: Phyllostomus discolor (pale spear-nosed bat)
Lineage: Eukaryota; Metazoa; Chordata; Mammalia; Chiroptera; Phyllostomidae
Gene: ASPM
Product: assembly factor for spindle microtubules
Biological process (GO): mitotic cell cycle; spindle organization; establishment of meiotic spindle localization
Cellular component (GO): spindle pole
Molecular function (GO): protein binding
Source: RefSeq, a predicted model, not a curated record